AUGCGAAGAUCUGCUCUGGACGAGACCUGGAGUCGCAUCCUGGAUGUGCACGGUCGAAUCAAGUGCGACGAAGAAAGACCUUCUUGUCUGGCGUGCUCCACCAGAGGAUACGAUUGCCCGGGAUACCGCAAGCUUGUCAAAUGGUCAGUGAAGCAUGAAGUCCGCGAGUGGAAUUCUUCUGCGCAGGGCAUGCAUUCGGCGGCCAAUGGCUCGGAAACUCGUCCCUGUCUGAGCUGGUUCCUGGAGCCCGCAGAACGACUGCGUAACGUUUUGCAAACCCAUCCUGAGCACGUACCGAACCACACAUCAUCUAAUGGAAACUCCCCUGCUCUCUACGUUCAUGCAGAGUGCUCAUCUCCGGGCAAGCUAUACGGUCAUGAUUCCGAGGGACCACGUCGCCCAUUGAACAGCCAAGUUCCCGGAGGCCACGAUCCCCACAACCAGUUCAGCGUAGGUGAUUAUACGUAUGCCUUGGACAAUUCUUGGAUGGACGAAGUUUUAGAAUUCACCCCACGUUGCAUUUACUGGACAAAAGGGGAUAUGCGAAGAGGCACGGAAAUUGAGUUGCCUGAUCCCUGCCCUCUAGCGGAUACCUGCACGAUACUACGGGGAUAUUAUUUCUAUCACACAUGUCGUAUCCUCUCCGGGUUUGACUCGCAUAUAAACCCUUUACGCGAGUGGGUUUCCAAGCUCUCAGCACAGAAUGACGUGGUCCAUUCCUGCGUGCUGGCAAUAUCGGCCGCUCAUAUCUCGCAGCAGGAGCGCGGAACCAAGACACUGGCAUUGAGCUAUCACACGCGCGCACUAUCGAGCCUCGCAGCCGGGGUUGCCGGUUUAGAUGGUACGCUGCUCGGGUCUACUGCAGCGGACACUGAGAGGAAGUCAGUCGCAUGCAGGAAUGAAUCCUUGACUGCAUUGCUCUUUGGGAUCAUCAUAAUUGGCAUGACCGCGUCUUGGCACGAUUCCUCCUCGCUUGGUAUCCAACACCUCAAAGCGGCACGGGCGAUCUUCCAAGCAUUAUACUCGUACCCAGGCGUAUCCCUCGCAGUCUACACAAGCGGGCAGGGUGUCCUUCACGACUCUUCCAUUCCACGCCUUUCAUUUCCCGUUCACGCUGCCGCCGCCGCUGCCACUCUGCAGCAUUUCUUCGUCGGCGCGUUGGCCUACUGGGAAGCCCUGACAUCGUUCGUCGUGGAUCAAGAAGACCUCGAGGUCGCCGAGUACCUAUUGUCCCCUCAACUGCGUGUGAGUCACCAGGCUGCAAAUCGAAGGAUGCCAAACGACACCCAUCCGUGGAGCGGGAUCUCGACAGAGCUUUUCAUCUGCCUGUCAAAAGUCGGUGCGAUCGCCAGACAACUCCAUUAUCUCCGAAGAAAUCGGCCAUCCUGUACAGCAGCAGACGGGGGAGGUUCAACUGCAACCCAGCUUCACGCGCGGCACAACGCCCUGCGGCUAUGUACAGGACGACUCAAAGCAUUGGUAUCGCAGUACCGGGUUCCACCUCCUGAGGCUGUGCGGGAGACUGGCGACGCACUUGCGCCCGUCGAUCAUUUCCGCACCCUGGCGAGGGUGUACCAGCUUUCGGCGCUGUUGGAGCUCUAUCGGAUGUUCCCCGAGCUGGAGCAGCAAGAUCAAUCUGCAUCUCGAGCGUGGCUACCUCCGCAUGAGGUUGCUUUAGAGGAAAUGAGCGAGGUAGAUCAUUGGCGAAGGCAAUUGAAUGCGCGGGCCAUGGAUAUUCUGUCGCUGAUCGCGUCCAUCCCCAAGACCUCGAGCACGCGGGCAACCCAGAUGCUGGCUCUCGUGAUUGCUGGGAGCACACUGCAGCCUUUGCCGGUCAAUGAUGGCGCGGACCUUUUGUCGGGGAGAGCAAGUGGGGGUGGUGGAGGAGAAUAUACGCCACCGUCUUACGCUACUCCGACUACCACUAUUACCACUACACAAGCGGAGAUCCGACAUUGGCGAACAUUUGUGGCCGAUCGGCUGCAGAAUCUAGCUUGUUACGUCAGCUUGACGACCGUGCAACAGGCAGCCAGGAUCGUGGAGCAAUCUUGGGCUCGAGCGGACAGUCAGGCGGCCGGAGGAUUGGUCGGGAACGGGGCGCGAGUCAUGUCUCAGCAGAAUCUGGUUUACAGCAACGGACAGGCUAUCCGCUACAAGCCCGUCGGCGGCCCCAACUCCAACACGUCGGAGAGCGUCGGAACGAUCAAGGGUGUGUUGACCGAGCCCGGUAUGCAAGCAGACCGAAACGUCGAUGCCAGCGAGGAGAACCCCCGCUAUGAGGUCGAGAACCAGAACACGGGCAAGUUGACCAGCAUCUACGAGAAGAACAUUUUGGGCAGUGCGUGAGAUAAUAAAUCAACAU
Messenger RNA from Aspergillus japonicus CBS 114.51, 2362 nucleotides. RefSeq lists its product as uncharacterized. The transcript has 7 exons. The record is from RefSeq and is a predicted model, not a curated record. The coding region runs from base 1 to 2346 and encodes 781 amino acids. Gene Ontology annotation, cellular component: nucleus. Gene Ontology annotation, biological process: positive regulation of transcription by RNA polymerase II. NCBI's taxonomy places the organism in Eukaryota, Fungi, Ascomycota, Eurotiomycetes, Eurotiales, Aspergillaceae. Gene Ontology annotation, molecular function: transcription cis-regulatory region binding; DNA-binding transcription factor activity, RNA polymerase II-specific; zinc ion binding.